Caenorhabditis remanei is the source of this 423-nucleotide messenger RNA. RefSeq lists its product as uncharacterized. The coding region runs from base 1 to 423 and encodes 140 amino acids. NCBI's taxonomy places the organism in Eukaryota, Metazoa, Nematoda, Chromadorea, Rhabditida, Rhabditidae. The transcript has a single exon. The record is from RefSeq and is a predicted model, not a curated record.
AUGCCAACAACUUUGUGGAAACUUGGAACGUCAAGUGACUUUGUAGUAGAUUACAGUAAUCUAGAGACAUUCAGUACUGGUGGUAAUUGUCUGAAAAUGGCUCUCAAGUCAACGGAUAAUCACUCGCGAGGCGCAUGGUACACUGAUGAUUGUUCUACUCUCGGACAUUUCGUUUGCAAACGACCGAUUGGAGUUCCUGACUGUAGUGGGACUCCUCCACCUGCUACAGUAGCCCCACCAACGAUGGCUCCACCGACCAGCACUACCGGAGUUCACGUGGCACCUGAAAGCAUUUCGUCUCCCAACUAUGCUGGCUAUUACAGUUCAGGUUGUGCAUACACUCUCACAACAUAUGGCUCCAACAAAAUCAGACUUCAAUUGGAUGAGCAAUUAUCCCAACUACAAUUAUGUGGACAUAUAUGA